Messenger RNA from Mucor mucedo, 909 nucleotides. RefSeq lists its product as uncharacterized. The coding region runs from base 39 to 887 and encodes 282 amino acids. The transcript has a single exon. NCBI's taxonomy places the organism in Eukaryota, Fungi, Mucoromycota, Mucoromycetes, Mucorales, Mucoraceae. The record is from RefSeq and is a predicted model, not a curated record. Gene Ontology annotation, molecular function: acyltransferase activity, transferring groups other than amino-acyl groups.
UUUUUAUUUAACAACUCUUAUUUUCAGUUUAACAAAAAAUGGCUAAAUAUAUUAUAGAGCAUUACAAAACUGGGGCAGAUUUUUUACAAGCGACAGGACCUCACUUGCAGGAAAAGGAAGCUUAUAACUCUGUUUUUCUAAGCUCUUUGCCAAAAGACAGGGCAUGUUAUUAUAGCGCUGUCUUGGAUGCUACCAACACUGUGGUAUUUGCCUUGUACGCUAUUCAAGACUCUUUUCUUUACACUUCUUAUAGCAAGGAUGUAGACGCUGUUCAGAUGCUUGUCUCCGAUAUUUUGGCCGCUGACUUUUCCUUUCAAGCCUUCUUUGCUUACGAACCUUCGCUCGGUGUUAUAAAAAAAGUGAUGAAGGAAGCCAAUCGCACCACAAAAUGUGUGGACCAGAUGUGGAGUCACAUAAUUAAGCAAGUACAAUGGUCGCCAAGAUCUUUAGCUCUCAAGAAGACAGCGAUAUUAAAGCAAGCUACCUCUGAUGAUUUUUCUGUGUUACGGGAAUAUACCCAAGGCUUUUUACAUGACGCAUCACCCGACUUGGUUCGAGUGAUGGGUGUGGAUAUAGACCAAAUGUGUUGUAGUACCAUUGAGAGUGGAAAUGCAUACUUGCUAUUUGCGGAUAAUAUACCAGUGUCAAUGACAUGGAAACGGAGAUCAUUGAAUGAGGGAUGCUCAGUAGCUUAUGUAUAUACGCCUCCCAAGUAUAGGCACCAAGGAUUCGGAGGCGCAUGCGUGGCCAUGUGUACAGAAUUGUUCUUGCAAGAAUUCAAGUAUGCGACUUUGUUUAUUAAAGGGUCUCAAGAUCCCCAUAACAAUAUGUAUACCAAGAUUGGAUAUCAGCUUAUUGGUGAAGUGGGGAGAUACACCAUUGAAUAAAAAUGAUUUUUUUUUUUAACGC